AUGUUCUAUAUAACGCCCACCCAGGCUCUGGAGAAGUUUGCAGAGAACUCUUCUGCCAACCGGUUCAGGCUGGGCGGGCUUGUGAAGGAGGGCAGUGUGCGCAUUCCUGCUGGAAGUAUUGAGAUGGAGUUUGUUGUCACUGACCUUGCAACCGAUAUUUUGGUCCGGUUCAGGGGUGCUCUGCCUGAUCUGUUCAGGGAGGGCCAUUCAGUGGUGGCGGAGGGCUUCCUGCGCCCCCUGAGCGAAGCCAACACCGCUGCCUUCACUGGCAGCAGCAUCGCCAGUGCCAGCAGCAGCAGUGGAUUUUCUGGGAGAGGGGCGACUGUAUUAGGGGUUGCAGAGGCGGAGGGUGCUGUAGUGGAGAGGGGGAUUGGGGAGGGGGGAGCGAGAGGGGAGGGUGGGGGUGUGGGGGAGAAGGGGGUGGGGGAGUGGGAGGAGGGGGAGGAUGUGAGUGCGAGUGCGCGGAGUGUGGGGUACUUCUUUGCUGCGACUGAAGUGCUGGCAAAGCAUGAUGAGAAAUACAUGUCCAAGGAGGUGGCAGCAGCUCUGGAGAAGAACCUGUGGGAUAAAUACAUGCCCAAGGAGGUGGCAGCAGCUCUGGAGAAGAACAGAGCAGCAAUUGAGGCAGCAGGGGAAGGUGACGACACGAGUGAUGGGGAGGGGGAAGGGAAGGACGACGGGGAAAGAAGUGUGGGGGAGGCACAAAAAGGAAACAAGUCAUCGGUUGGAAGUGGUGGUGGUGCUGCUGGUACUGCUGCGCUUGGGAUGGGGGAUGGUGCGAAGAAGCCUGGGAAGCUGAGCAAGCUUGGACAAUCACCUAGUGUUGCUCAGGGAUAUGACAUUCCUUCCUAA
Messenger RNA from Closterium sp. NIES-65, 852 nucleotides. Lineage: Eukaryota; Viridiplantae; Streptophyta; Zygnematophyceae; Desmidiales; Closteriaceae. The record is from the annotation of a GenBank genome assembly.